UUGCACCUGUGGUUAAACCCAAGCCAACAAAGAGGGGGGGUGAGAAGAAUGCUGGCAAAUCAAGAAGAAAGAAAAACAAAGGGAAAAACAAGAAGAAAGGGACUCCCUGUGAAAUGGAAUACAAAAACUUUUGCAUCCAUGGUGAAUGCAUAUACCUAGAGCAUCUCCAGAUGGUGACCUGCAAGUGUCAUCAGGAUUUUUUUGGUGAGCGCUGUGGUGAACAGUUCAUGAAGACUCAAAGGAAGAAUGAUGUGGCAGACUACUCGAAGACUGUGUUGGUAGUGGUAGCUGUCCUGCUCUCCAGCAUCAGCUUCAUUACUGUACUUAUCAUUGUGAUAGUGCAGGUCAGGAAAAAGUGUCCUCAGUAUGAAGAGAAAGAAGAAAGGAAAAAACUUCGACAAGAAAACAGAAACAACCAUGUUGGCGUGUAA
Molecule: messenger RNA, 431 nt
Organism: Eurypyga helias (sunbittern)
Lineage: Eukaryota; Metazoa; Chordata; Aves; Eurypygiformes; Eurypygidae
Gene: AREG
Product: amphiregulin
Exons: 3
Biological process (GO): positive regulation of mitotic nuclear division; positive regulation of cell population proliferation; epidermal growth factor receptor signaling pathway
Source: RefSeq, a predicted model, not a curated record